UCAAUCCAAGUGCAGUAAUACUAUCUCUAUAACUGUUUCAGCAGAUAAACCCAGAUCCAAACUGACAGCAGGUCCAUCAACCAUACCAGUAGGGGGCAGUGUGACAAUGAGCUGCACUAUGGAGCCCUCUGCUGGAUGGAGGUACAGAUGGUUCAGAAGGACCUCAGACACCUCUGAAGUUGAAGUCAGAAUAAAUAAUGAGGAAAACAGAGAAAUCACUGUGAGACAAGGAGGAAUCUACAGAUGUGAUGGAGUGAGAGGAAACCCAGACUUCUAUACACAUUCAAGCUCUGAGGUCACUGUGGAGAUAACCUUUUCCAACAAGGUUGCUGUGACUCAAAAACCAAACAGCUCUCAGAUGUUCAGUGGUGAGACGAUCACUCUGACAUGUGAGGUCCAGGGAGGAGAAAGCACUGAGUGGACGUAUGAAUGGAGGAGAUCUGGUUCUGUUAUACACAGCACACCCAGUAAAGACUGGACUUUUAUUGUUUCUGAGUCCAGCAGUGGAAAAUACACAUGUCAGUGUAGAAGCAGAGAUGACUGGUAUUCUUCAACAGAGUGGAGUGAAUCAAUCAUCCUGUCAGUAUCUGUUAAACCCAGAGCCAAACUCACAGCAGGUCCAUCAACCAUACCAGUAGGGGGCAGUGUGACAAUGAGCUGCACUGUGGAGCCCUCUGCUGGAUGGAGGUACAGAUGGUUCAGAAGGACCUCAGACACCUCUGGAGUUGAAGUCAGAACAAAUAAUGAGGAAAACAGAGAAAUCACUGUGAGACAAGGAGGAAUCUACAGGUGUGAAGGAGUGAGAGGAAACCCAGACUUCUACACACAUUCAAGCUCUGAGGUCACUGUGGAGAUAACCUUUUCCAACAAGGUUGCUGUGACUCAAAAACCAAACAGGUCUCAGAUGUUCAGUGGUGAGACGAUCACUCUGACAUGUGAGGUCCAGGGAGGAGAAAGCACUGAGUGGACGUAUGAAUGGAGGAGAUCUGGUUCUGUUAUACACAGCACACCCAGUAAAGAC
Messenger RNA from Cyprinodon variegatus (sheepshead minnow), 1021 nucleotides. Its product is annotated as B-cell receptor CD22-like. The annotation marks the transcript as partial. The transcript has 6 exons. Lineage: Eukaryota; Metazoa; Chordata; Actinopteri; Cyprinodontiformes; Cyprinodontidae. Gene Ontology annotation, molecular function: transmembrane signaling receptor activity. Gene Ontology annotation, biological process: cell surface receptor signaling pathway. The record is from RefSeq and is a predicted model, not a curated record.